AUGCGAUCCGUUGUAGAGAUUGGGGCUAGUGUCCCAGCGUUUCUGGGAAAAUUAUGGAAAUUAGUAAAUGAUACCGAGACAAAUCAUCUGAUUUCUUGGAGCCCUGCUGGAAAAACAUUUGUUAUAAAGAAUCAAGCUGAUUUUGCAAGAGAACUUCUACCUUUAUAUUACAAACAUAAUAAUAUGGCAAGUUUCAUCAGACAAUUGAACAUGUAUGGUUUUCAUAAAAUAACUUCUGUUGAGAAUGGAGGUUUGAGAUAUGAAAAGGAUGAAAUAGAGUUUUCACAUCCAUGUUUUAUGAAGGGUCAUGCUUAUUUACUUGAACAUAUCAAAAGGAAGAUUGCUAAUCCCAAAUCAAUUGUAACAAGUAAUGAAAGUGGAGAAAAGAUAUUGGUAAAACCGGAGUUGAUGAACAAAGUGCUUGCUGAUGUCAAACAAAUGAAAGGUAAACAAGAAAGCCUUGAUGCCAAGUUUAGUGCCAUGAAGCAGGAGAAUGAAGCCCUCUGGCGGGAAGUGGCAAUACUCAGGCAGAAGCAUAUAAAGCAGCAACAAAUUGUGAACAAUCUUAUUCAAUUUCUUAUGUCGUUGGUCCAACCUACUCGUCCACCAAAUGCUAGUGGAAAUAAUGUUGGUGUUAAGAGGCCCUACCAGUUAAUGAUUAAUAAUGCAGCAUACAAUGCCAACACUGAUCCUUCAUACCCUGGAAGAUUAAAAAAUAUUAAAUUGGACAAAGAUGCUUUAAUGGAAGACUUGAAUGAUGACAAUUUGGAGGAUGGGCCUACUAUUCAUGAGUUAGCUCAUGAUGAUAUUUUGCACACGGAAACUUCUCAAGAUGCCCUGGAUCCUAGCAGUUUUGUUACUAUUGACAUGAAUAACACAGUUACUAGAGGGCACAGUCCAAAUGAUCCCUUGUCCUCAAUACAGUAUCAUGUUACAAUGGAAGAUGGAGAUGACAUAGAUACAGGUGGUAACAGGGUGGUUUAUCCUAUUUGCCGAAGUAAUGGCUUUCCAAGUACAGAUGUACUGCCUGUUAUUACAUCACCACCACCCACUCAAGUUAAUCCAUCCUCACCUAUGGAUCAUGUUACGAUGGUUCCUAUGGCAAACAACAUUAUAUUGUCUCCUACCCCAGGCACAUCAAAGUCAAGGACUAAGAGUAAGAACUCCCAAGCAAGUGGUAAAACUCUAAUUUCUCCCACCAACUUCAACACAAUAAAUCCUUCAGCUGAUUUAAAACUUCCAGCUGAGAUAUUUGCUAGUGAUGAUUCUGUAAGUGACACAGGUGUUGUAAGUGCAGAAGAUGCAACAAUACAGAAUAUUUUACAAGAUGUUUCAGUUGAUCCAAUGGCAUCCACUUCAAAAGACAAAAUGUUUGGCGGUAUAAACAUUAAAGUGGAAAAACCAACAGAAGUUUCUAAAGCAUCCAAGAAAUCUAGGAAGCCAACCAACAAAGAUGCACAUGAAAAUGUUAAUUUAAGUGAUAUAAAGACUGAAUUACAAGAUGACUUUGACUGGAAUAAUAUGACUCUUGCUACAGUCAAUAACAACCCUAAUGUCAACAGGUUUCAAAACAGGAAUAGGAGAGAUAACAUCAGCAAAAAUCGGGAGGAAUGUUCUUCCCUCUUUGGAACAAAUUCAAACAAGAAUGACAUUGAUGAUCACUUAGAUGCGAUGCAAUCCGAUAUUGAAUCGUUGAGGGAGCUGCUCAGAAGCGACAACUACGCUCUUGAUACCAGCACACUAUUGGGGAAUGGUGAAGCAGGACUAGGACCUUCGAUGUCCUUGGCCAUUUCUGCUCGUCAUCAACCACCAAAUGAUUAUCUAUUUGGAUCGGACGAUCCUUUCUAUGGACUGACCUUCAACUCGUCGGACGACAAGUCGAAAACAUCGACAAACAGCGAUACAACCAAACAGUAUCCGAUGAUUGAUUUUGAUUGGCUGAUCAAUAACAGCGAAGCCUCGCCUGCAAAGUAGCCAUGGCUACGUCGUUCAAGAUAUUUGCAAUGCUGUGCACGUCAUGUCCGCAGUGGCAUGACGUGUUGGAAAUUUUGGUAAUGGGGUAAAAUAGUGCUGGUGGUUCCGGUAACCGGUUAGCGGCACGCGUUGGGGGCAACGUUGUUACCUUCCAUCUACAGUCUACGUCAUGUUCCUGUGAACACUGUUAUUUUGUAAAUAUUAUACUACCUGUGCAGAUUUCCAUCACAUAAGUUUUGUUUCAUCACAUAUCUUAAUUUAGUUAUAUGAUCACGAUAGUAUAGGGAUGCAGAAGCGGUAUUAUUUUUAUAUGUUUAAACGAAUAUCAUUUGUUGCGACAUAUAAAUUGUUUGACAACUUGUGGUUAAUUCAUCUCGGUUUUGAUAAUUCCGUGGACAGUGUAGCGUUCUAGAUUUUAAGUCAAUAUGUUAUAAAAGUACCUAUAACUGUAUUUUAUUGUUAAUUAAAGCAAAGAAGCAGAGAGGUGAAAUUUCGAAUGUAAGAAGUGACGACUCUCGCGACCAGCAGUUUAUAGAAGAUGAUGGUAUUCAUUCUAUUAUUAUAUCCCUCAAUAGUAGCCUACAUAAGUAUUUUUAUUUGCACGAUUGAAAAAUAGAUUACAUAUCAAUUAUUUUAUUAUUUAUACAGGAUCAUUUUGACAUAACGAUACUAAAUAAAACCACAUACUUAUCUGAAAAAUAACACUACAAUAAGUUACUCGAACCGUAAAAUAACAAAAAUGUAUGAUUUGAACAAAAUAAAUAUGAAUAAAGAAUACAUUUAUUUUGACACGCUCUAAUGCCACUACUGCUAUUCUCAAAGAACUCAUCGCAGCGGCAACAUCACUCUGUCAGUCAGAAAUACACUCACGCAUAUAGCAUAUUCGCAAUAGCAAAAAAAUAAUAACAGAAAAAUAAUUAUUCUUGCACGACUUUUGGUCCAAUGCUAGCAAAGGUAAAGACGAGUAUGUGGUUUCAUUUAGUAACGCAAUGACAAAAUCAUUAUGUAUGUUAUUUUUACGUUAUUUAAAACGCUUCUUAUGGCAUUUAAGAUUUUAUGGACGUAUGGUGAGAAGCUUAAAUAAAACAAUUUGUUCUAGGCAGUUGAGAAUAUAUUGUGUGAAACAUGUGGUCCCAACUGUCUGUUACAAAUUAUGAUAACUUCAGGGUUGCAACGUUGCAAUUUUUCAAAUAAACAAUUGUUUUUUGCUUUUAAAUUUGGGAGGGACAGCCAUCAGACUUCAUAGUUUUUCUAUUAAUUUUAUGUCAUAAUAAGACCAACGUGAUUUAAACUUUAAAGAUUUCAUUUUAUCUCCAUAGAAUGAUGCCCUUAGGAUUCUUUUAUUGUUGAGGUGUAUUUACUGUUGCUUUUAUUUUCCUUCGUAUUACCAUCUAUUUAUAAGCUGUGUUUUAAAAGUAAUGUUGGUGUAGGUUAUUAGUUAUAACGUAAACAUAGAGUUAAAUAUUAAUUAAGAAUUUUUAAAUAAUUAGAUAUGUUGGCUUAUUAUGAUGUUAUAUAUUUUAUGGCAUGAUUAGAAAGUUUAUUUAGUAGAUAUGUAGAUUUAAUAAUAUCAGUGUGCAAAUUCAUAUAGAAUGCCAUCAGAUUUUGCUGUCCACUAUACAGUAUACAGACUUCGAUGACAUUAUAUGAAUCUGAACAUUGUGACUAUAUUAUAGCGAUUUUUUAUCUGUUAUUAUUAUUAUAAGCUUUUCGAUACUGUAUAGAAAUUAAUUUUGAGGGUCUUGUCUGCAGUCGAGAAUGUAUACAAAGUAGAUAUAAAGUUAAACGAGUAGGUAUAUUUUUUUAUUUUAGUACCUAUAUUAUUAUACUUUGUCACACAAUUAUUUAUGUCCCUUACGUAUUAAGACACAUCGUGUACGUUGUACUGACAGCUCUAUUUAGAAUAGUUAUAGAAAUUAAUAUAUUUUAUAGCAUUAUACAAUGGAAUUUAAUUGUUGUUUUUGGGAACUUUCAGUUGAAGGGAAUCAGCUAAUCUCGUAUACAGGGAAUAUUCCAGACUUUGAGGAUAUAAACAUGCCGGAUCUAGAGUGUGAGAACUCGCAGGACUCGUGCCUGUCGCCGUCCGUCAGCUCCACGCUCAACACGCCGCAGGUGCAGGCGCGCUCGCCUUCCUUCACACUCAAGCACUGAGGCCACCAACACUUGUGACCCUGGCAUUGGCGACGGUCACCACUUACCAUCAUCGUCUACAUCUAAUGAAAAAAAACAACGCUCAUACUAAAGUGCGGAGAAAUUUAUCAACGUGCGUAUUUAUGAAAACACUUGUAGUUAGGAAUGUUGUAUUUAUAUUGUAUAUACAUUAUACAUACUGUAAAAUGUAAUAAGGAAGGUUCAUAGCACAAUAACUUCAUUUUCCAUAGACCUCCGACUUCUCAUUAAAAUGAUUUAUAUUGAAACGAUAUUAAAAACUUGCUUAGUCCUAUUAUGCUUUGCUGUGUGAUGUCAGAUUAAGACAAAGGAACAUAUCUGAAAUUAAACAAAUGAUGCUUAAUUUUUGUAUGGCUAUUUCAUAUUCAUUUGAUUCGUAAUGCCUUUGAUCCAGUUUUUAACCGGCUUCAAAAAAGGGGCGAGAUUCUCAAUUCGUAGUGUAUUUUUUUAAUGUUUGUUAAAAUAAUAUCAGAUGCAUCCAAAAGAAUUUUUAUUAAAAUCAGUUUAGUGGUUUGGUUUUUAAAUAUUAAAUUAGUUUUUAGAUACUAAUUCAAUUACAUGGUUCCAAUGGGCAGUAGUAAUUAGGCACAGUGGGACAAAUAAUCAGAAGCUUCAUCUAGUUAUUGCGAACUGACUGAAUUUCGGAUCUCUAUGCAAAAUAAGUCACGUAUAAGUGCUAAUGCUAGCAUGAAUAUUAUGUCUAUAUUAUUUUAUUAUCAACGCUCCUUACGGGAUUAUUGGGUAGUUAUUAGUUGCCCUCAAAUUAGACAUCACAUUUUAAUAUCUUGACGUGGAAAUUAUUGAUAGUUUCGAGUAUAUCAGCCCUACACAAAACUGUAAAAUAGGAUAAACAGGUAUCACAAUGCUUAAAGAUUUGACACUUCGAUCGAUAUUAUUACUCAGAUAAAUCGAUUUAAAUAAAAUCAUAUAUUUUUUUGUGAACUUUUAUAUGAAAAGGAAUAUAAAUUAUAAAUGUUUAACUCUAUUCCACAUCAUAAUUUAAAAUUUUACAAACUAGUGCAACCGACAUGACAAAAUGGUGAUUCUUAAUUACACCUACUGUGUUUGACAUGUACAUAUACCUCUAUCGGUCUAAGUGUUUCAAAUCUUUACAUAGUUUGGUACUUAUCCUGUUUUACAGUACCGAAAUAAAGAUUUAAAACCUUAAUACAUGUAGAAUUUGAUAAUUAUUGUGAUUUUGCCGGAAUAGUGUAGAUUCUCAUAUGUAGAAUGUGUAUAGGUCGUUACGAAAGUUUUGAAAUUACCCCCAUGACAUUAAAAAAACUUAAGAUUUACAAUACACUGUAGGUUUUUAAAGCUGUUGGUGAACUUGCUCACUGUAAGCAAUUUAUAAAUGAAACUGUUCGUAUAAAUAAGCAUUGGAGCACAUAGGAAAAUGUAAAAUUGCAUUAACCAAGACUUAUGAACUCUUAUACUGAAGCCUUGUUAUUUGACUGAGAAUGUAAAGGUAGCCAGGUCACUUUACAGAAUGAGGAAUCUCAAAACUUUCGUAAUGUCUUAAGUAAACAACAGUUUAAAGACAAAUUUGAAGACAAUUGCAAAUCGAAGGGAUAAUUAAUUUGUUUCUUUUUUUUUAAUAUGAUAUGCAUUUUUGAAACUCAAUGCCUUUUCAUGAUAAUAUUAUAAACCAUUUUAACUAGAUUGCCUAUUUCAUCAAUAGUCGUCGCUUUGGUGCCUUAACAUUAUUAAAAUAAUAUAUACAAUAUACAUAUAUGCAUGUUAUGUAAUAAAUAUAAGUAAUAUGAACAUAAUGUCGUUUUGUAAAUUGUUUCUAGUAACUAUACAUUGGAAAAACAAGGUCGAUUACCGCAAGCUAGUACGUUCACAGUACUCACUCACACUAAUAAAUAUUUAUAAAGUAUGUAAAAAAAUAUUUCAUAUUAUGGUUGAAGGCACAGAUAUUAGAAACAAAACAUGACGCUUUUUUUCACAUUAAUUAUGCGUGAGAAAUAAGUCCUCAUGACAACUGACGUAUCGAUGGGUCCUAUGCAUAAUAGUACAAGUGCAAUAAUACAACUUUACAGGAGAGCCUUUUAAAAAUUUAAAACUUUGUAAAUUUGCCAUACUUCAACAGAAAUUCUUGAAAUUUUAAAAUGUUACACCUCAGUAUUUCAAAGAUUUCAGUUGAUCUAUGACAAAUGUACAAAGUUUAGAAUGUUUAAAUGGCUCUCCUGUAGUUUUGUUUUUGCACUCAUACUAGUAUAUAUAGUACCCGUCGGUAUAUACAUUCACAGUGAUUACACACGCGCAGUUUGUGACUGUGUUCACGCCCCAGCUUUAGGUAAUCGACCUAUAACGUCCACACAUAUAUAAGUAAAUUGUUUGGAAGAACCAAAUUAAUAUAUUUAUGACACUAAUGCCCGUUUUCAUCCCCUUAGUGGAUGUGUAACGAAAUCUAUUGUAGUCCGUAAAUAUGAAAACUACUAAGCAGUGUAUAAACUGACCGUAUGUCGUGCUUACGAGAAAGUGCAGCGAAACGUAGAUCGAAGCUGGUUUUGACAAUUCAUGACCUGCCGCGUAUCUUAUCACGUAAAUAAACAUUUUACUACUGUAUAUUUUUAUUUUGGGAGCAGAUUCAAGGUGUGGUUGGAGGGUAUGAAAUACAAAGAUCAGUGAUAAUGCAUAGGCAAUUAGUGUCUUAUGAGUCAAGUAUUUGUAUAGGUUCACAAAAAUAUUAUCUAUAAAAUGUAAAUCUAAUAUAUAUAAGUAUAUAAUGUAAUGAACUUCGGGCUAAAAUAUAGAUAAUAUCGUUUGGAAUAAUUAUUCGUUGUGCAGUGUAACUGCUGGUUUUAAGUUACAGGGAUAUAUUUUACGACACAAAUGUUAUUUUACUUUGAUAUGUUCCAAUUGUGUAAGCUAUAAUACAAUAUGAGCUCCCGUUAUUUUUAAUAAAUAGUAUUAUAAUUGUAUUUCAUAGGCACAAUUAUUAUUCUCGUGUAAUGUGUGGAUAACGAAGUGCAUGUGAUCUGUAAUUACCGCGAGGGAUGCAUGUAAUCAAUAUACUGAAUAAUAAUUAUUAUAUAAGAUAACAAUAUCCUUUUUUUGUUAUUGUACUGCUUGUCAAAGUAUUUGGCAAUUAAAAAAUAUAUUAAGAUAAUAAAUAAUACGAUUGUAGCUUUUUAUAAACGAGUAGACACUUGCAUGCCUCGCCACAUCCGGAAAAAGUGCCUUGAGAUAUGUCUUUAGCGCACUUACUUUUAAAAUGGCUCUAACCUUCAACUAAGAAGUAUGUAGAUAUUUACCAUUAUUGCAUUAAUGAAGAUAUUUUAUUUCUAACAAAGGUCAAUAAUAUGAGUAAAUCUGUAUACUUUAUCCCUGUGUUGUUAUAUGUAUUAAAAUAUUUAUUGUUUAUAUUACAAAUAAGUAUCGUUUAAUAUUUACGUAGAUAGUUUAUUUGUCGAGUAGAUUGUCUACGUUGUGUUUAGGAUGCUAUUGGUUUGCUACUAAUUUGUAAAUUUUAGCCUUUGUAUAACAUAUUAAACAUUAUUAUAAUGAACAAAGUUUAGUAAGGUAAAGUAAAUAAGGAACCUUUAAGAUUAGGGUAUCUGUAUCAAAUCGAUAAGACAGUUAUUUUUAAAUUGAUAAUGUAAUAAAAUAUUGUUAAAAGCUU
Molecule: messenger RNA, 7774 nt
Organism: Manduca sexta (tobacco hornworm)
Lineage: Eukaryota; Metazoa; Arthropoda; Insecta; Lepidoptera; Sphingidae
Gene: Hsf
Product: heat shock factor protein
Exons: 10
Coding region: 1-1974 (657 amino acids)
Biological process (GO): regulation of DNA-templated transcription
Molecular function (GO): sequence-specific DNA binding; DNA-binding transcription factor activity
Source: RefSeq, a predicted model, not a curated record